AUGGGGCGUCGACACGAGUUUGGGUUUCCGUCUAGGAUAGUCUCUCGACGCAGGUUUCAAUUCCUGGCCUUCUUCAAAUGCCACGAAUUACCACGGAUAUUCUUCGAACGUAUCUGCCAGCCUUCCAAGACCUGGAAUGAUGAAGGCGAAAUCGUCGAGUGCUCUGAGACGAGCAUUGGACUUGAUUUAGAUCUAGAGAAUAUAAUUCAAGAGGCGAAGGAUAAUGGAAUCAUAAGGGGUUUCGAGACGUUGUUAAACGAAAGCUGGAAACAGUGGUUGUCUUCCAAUUCCGAUGAUAGAGCACGGCGAAACAUCCAGUUCAACAUGUUGGAGCUGAUAUUGAAGGCAUUUCCAACACCAUACACGGAAAUAUCGUGGAUGGAGGUAGAAAGCCAGUUGUCGGAUAUUGUGCAGACAACAUGCGUCCCUUUUCUGUGUGUCCUUGAUAUGAAAGAUCUCAUGGAAUAUCUGAAUGAUCGGCAAUUAGAUAGGGCCAAGAUAGCCAGAUAUCUAGCUACCUUAGCUAAAUUCCUCAUACGUCUUUCGAAAUUGAUGGGGGACAGUAUUCCGGCGACAGUUGAUCCCUUGAUAUUAAGUUGCCUUGAGUAUCUCAAAGAAUGGCCUGGAGUCAAAUCGUUAUACCUAGGUCACGCAAUCGUUCAUGAACAGCUUGAAAGUCUUGACCAUUACGGCAUAAAAUAUUUGAAUGGAAUUAUAGGCCUUGGGUUAGCAUCAAUCCUCACAAGCGAAGAGUCUCCACACCGUUAUAAAUACAACCGCCAAGUUGACUGGCACCCCUUUGGAAAGUCUUUUGCAUACUCGACCAUUGAAUUAUUGACUCAGGCAGAGUUAUAUGGAGCUAUAUCACUGGCCAAACUAAAAGGAGUUGUCUAUGAUGAUCUGCCUUUGACGACUAGAGUUUUGAUUGCGUUUGGCCAGGUCAAGCUUGAAUCAUAUGACAAUGCGCGAGAUAUGCUCGGACCUAUCCUUGAUGAAGUCAAAGGAAUUUAUGGUUCUCAGUCUAUGGAAGUCUUUCUUAUUGGUGCAACACUGGUAAACUGUUUAAACAGAUGCCGAAUGGAAUCUUUAGCCGAGGGGCUGGUCAAUUCGAUUUUUAGAAAGGCAGUGGGCCAGUUGGAAAUGUCGACCACAACUCAAGAGUUUCUUAUUGGACUCUCGACCAAGUCCAACUAUUAUAUCGAUAGCGAGUUGUCUAUGGUUGUUGCAUUCGCUGAUUCUCUUCUCGGCCAAGGCAAACAUGACGACGCUAUUUCUCUUUUUCAAGGUAUCUUGAAGAGGGGACGACCAGGCCGUGAGGACAUUACAAUGAGCGUAGCGCUAAGGAUAUCAAAAAUAAUUCGCAGACUAAACACCAAAUCCUCAAUUAAUGAUGUCCAAACCCUUGAACGCAGUGAUGCUUGGAGAGUGCUCAGGGAUGUAUUAGAUUUCUAUCCCAGAGUUUCAAGCAUUCUGAAAUAUGCCUACGUAGAAGAGGUUAUUUGCCAUCUAUCCCUCUUAGAAGAUGGAGAUACUCGACAGAGAUUCGUGGCAUCUGAGAUUAUCAAAGUGUUGAAUCUAGAACCAAUACCCUACAAGGGGUCUGAGAGUUCGAGAAUAAGCUUUUUCGAAAACCUGCAGACCAUAAAUCAAUACGCAGAACAGCUCAAAACUUCAAGGCCAGGAUUGACCGCAGCUGUUGAAUUGGCUGCCAGUCUUCGAAAAAAGCUUCUCGAGGAACGCAGACAAAGGUUACCAAUUUACGAAACUCGAGCACGUUCGCAGAGGCCAAACAAAUCUCAAGAGACGAGUGACAAAUCGGAAACUGAUUGUGCACCUACUGUAAAGAGAUCAUCAGGGUAUCAGGAUUCGAACCAGGAAACUCCUCUGCCACUAAGAACCAAAAAGGUUAAAGCUACUCCAUCAGUUAGUUGCCAUUUAUGUAACCGCGCAAAUACUAUUCUUCGAAUAGUAGGGCCUGAUGGAGAAGAGGUAUAUUGCACUUGGUGCGAACCUCGCAAUGCUCUUGGGACAGGUAGCUAUCCAAAUACGCAAGCGGGAACCUCAGAUCCAGGAUCCUCUUCCAACUUAUGGCCCAGCCAUAUGAGACCUAUGGAUCAGCACGACCUUUUGAUGAUUGGCGACUCCACGAAUUGUCGGCGGGAAUCUAUUUCACAAUCUCAUCCACCUCAUGUCGCCACACAGCCCCAAAGUAUAGUUCAAUAUGUUCCAGCAAGCUUCGCUACAUAUCAUGGUACUACAUACCAGUAUGCUCCAAAACUGACAGAUGGUAUCAAUUCCCUCAUGGGUGCAGGGCAGGCUCCCAAUUGGAAACCCUCGCCACCAAUACCGAAAGUGUCAAAUGAGAAUACAGAUCGGCGCGUCAAUUCAUUAGCUUCCAUGAAGACGGGAGGGAAUGAACCUUUAGAUACAUCUAUCAAACCCACACUUGCAAGUUCAUAUCUGCCCGGCCAAAGUGAGACCCAUCAAAAACAACCACAAUCAAUGAAGCUUGAUGAUAUCUUACCCGAACAGCGCCCCAAAAAAUGUCCGCAUCCCGCUUGUGGCAAAUUCUAUAUCAAUUACAGGGCUUUGCAGGCUCAUUAUUAUAUGGCUCACGAACAGUGCCAUAUAUGCGCAGCUUGCAAUGCGAGAUUUGGUACAGAAGCAGAAAUUAGACAACACUGCUGCGUUAUACAACCUGGUGAAAAGAAGAGGUUUACUUGUAUGGUACCCGAUUGCGCGAGUCGUUCGAGAGAUUUCAACAGAAAGAGUAGAUUGGAAGAACAUAUGAAGAAAUGGCAUGGUUCUUACUGUUGUUCGGCCGUAAGCUGCCCUCGAGGGCUAGGCCAUGGAUUCAAGGACCAAACUCUACUCAAUGAUCAUCUUAUAAAAGCACACGCCCAAGAGUCUCACUUCAGACGGUGA
Molecule: messenger RNA, 2925 nt
Organism: Botrytis porri
Lineage: Eukaryota; Fungi; Ascomycota; Leotiomycetes; Helotiales; Sclerotiniaceae
Exons: 5
Coding region: 1-2925 (974 amino acids)
Source: RefSeq, a predicted model, not a curated record